AUGUGUACAGUGUACAGUGAACAUGUGAUGAAUAUUGUUACAAAAACAGUGAACUUCAUUAGAUCGCACGGAUUAAAACAUAGACAAUUUAUAGAAUUUUUAAAUGAAAUUGAAUCGGAACAUAAAGAUGUUUUGUAUCAUAACCAGGUUAGGUGGUUAAGUCGAGGAAAAGUAUUAAAACGUUUUUUUGACCUUCGGCAGGAAAUUCAAAUAUUUAUGAUAGAAAAAAAUAAACCAGUAGAAGAAUUUGAAAACGAACAAUGGAUGUACGAUCUUGCUUUCUUAACUGAUAUUUCUGCUCAUUUAAAUGAAUUAAAUCUUAAACUUCAAAAACAAUCAAAAACUAUUUUCGAGCUUAUAAGUGAUGUAAAAUCGUUUGAAAUAAAAUUACAACUUUUUAAAAACCAAAUAUUAAAGCAAAAUUUGUUACAUUUUAAAACGUGUCAAGAAAUUAAACAAAAUUCUUUAAUUGACGUUCCGACAAAUCAUUUUGUGAGUAUGUUGGAACAAUUAUCAAAAGAAUUUGAAAACCGUUUCCAAGAUUUCAAAUCACAUAUGACUUCAUUUCGGCUGAUUGAAAAUCCAUUUCUGUCUGAUGAAAAUAAUGUUCAUGAAACUGUUCAACUUGAACUUAUUGAUUUAAAAACAAAUAAUCAUUUGAAAGAUUUAUAUAAAGAUAUCACAGAUAAAAAUACAGAUUUAAUACAUUUUUAUAAGACUCUUACUGAUGAUUUUCCAAAAAUUAAAGAAUUAUCAAUGCGUAUAUUUACAUUAUUUGGUUCUACUUAUAUUUGCGAACAAACGUUUUCACGCAUGAAUUACGUGAAAUGUUCAGAAAGAUCUCGUUUGACUGAUGAACACUUACACUCCUUAUUAAGAAUUGGCGUUACACAUUUCACUCCAAAUAUUGAAAGAUUUGUUAAAGAAAAACAAGCCCAAAUUUCACACUAA
Messenger RNA from Macrosiphum euphorbiae (potato aphid), 951 nucleotides. NCBI's taxonomy places the organism in Eukaryota, Metazoa, Arthropoda, Insecta, Hemiptera, Aphididae. The record is from the annotation of a GenBank genome assembly.